This is a messenger RNA of Caenorhabditis remanei, 1641 nucleotides long. RefSeq lists its product as uncharacterized. The record is from RefSeq and is a predicted model, not a curated record. Gene Ontology annotation, molecular function: DNA-binding transcription factor activity; sequence-specific DNA binding; zinc ion binding. The coding region runs from base 1 to 1641 and encodes 546 amino acids. Lineage: Eukaryota; Metazoa; Nematoda; Chromadorea; Rhabditida; Rhabditidae. Gene Ontology annotation, biological process: regulation of DNA-templated transcription. The transcript is spliced from 10 exons.
AUGAUGCAAACUACCCUCAGUUCGGUCUGCGGAGCCGAAAAAGCCGCCCACCACUAUGGAGCUCUCAGCUGUGUCGGAUGUAAAGGAUUUUUCCGUCGAGCACUUCUCAAGGCGGAUCAGUUGGAAUGUGCGGCAAAUGGAGAGUGUACAGUUAGUGUUUUGCAAAAAAUCCAAUGCAGGAGUUGUCGAUUCAACCAGUGCCUUCGAGAAGGGAUGAAUCCUGCUUUUGUUCGCCCGAACCGAGACGCUCCUCCAAAACCGCGUAAACCCGCAACUACCGUAGCCUCAUGUGACCUAACCGAUCGUGGCAAGACCACAAAAACAAGUGAGGAAUGGAUGAAGAAGAUGACAGUUGAGAUGAGAACUAUACUCAUGACUUUGUUGAAUAUUGAAACAAAAGUUAUGAAAGGAGACACUCAGCAGGAGGCAUCGAAGUUGUAUCCACUCAAAGGGAUUGAUAAAUUCAGGGAUAUUGUGGAGACACCAAUUAGUUUAAAGGGAAAACGAACGGAAAUGAGAUAUGAAGCAUAUCGAAUGGCUGGAAAUGAUGAGUUGUGUGCGAUUGCGUAUAGGAGAUUGAUUGCAGCUAUUGAUUGGGUGGAGAGCUUGUCACCGUUGUUGGGGCACUUGACGGUGGAUGAUAAGAUAGCGCUCAUCAAAUCCUCCUUCGCUCCCCUCAUGGUCUUCAACUUCUGCGCCAGGACCGCUGAAGCCUGCCAAGACGUCUCUGUAAUUUUGCAUAUUCAUCUUGGGAACGGGCUUGUCGAACGGGCGCUCAAUGAACUCGUAGCGGUUUACAGGGAGUAUGGAAUGAGAGAAGAGGAAAUAGUCUGUGUGAAUGCAAUGAUUUGUUUGAAUCCACUGGCGAAGGAUGUGUCGAAUUCACUUUUUGAGAAAAUAGUGGAGUUGAGAAAUCGAAUAGCGGAUUGCUUGUUUUCAAUUGUCAAGGAAGAACUAGCCAACGCGAUGAGCGAGAAUCUCCAAUUCGCUCAAACAUUUUCGAAUCAAGGUGAAAUUCCUCUGUUGACUGAUCUGUUCGGAUGCUUCACGGUUGAACCAUUCUUCAAGGAAGUCGAUGAGUUGGCAGCGUUGAGUCUGGAAAAGGCGUUGACUGAAAAGAAGGAAAUUAGUGCGCAGACUGAUCGGGUGCCACCCCCGAGGGCUUUGCUGAAACGGCAAGCAACAAUAGACGAGGAGAGUGAAGAACCUGCCCGACAGAAUUUCCGACUUUUACAACCACCGAACAAUUUCUAUAUCACGGAAAUGUUGGAUGAUUUGAGAGCACCCUCCUCCUCAAUUUCCCUCUCCUCCCCAGAUGAAUACCAUCCCACCAGCACUGCACCAAUGAACAAUCACGCCGAGAAUCAUUUGAUGGGCCUGAAUUAUGAUGCAUCGACAAUACAGAAUGGUGUGAGCAGUAAUGGAGUUGCUCAUCCUCCUACUGUACCUACAGUACCACCAGUCGCUGCGAGACCAGUCUACGAUCAGCAACCAUCGUGUUCCAAUCAGAAUCCGUCAACAUUUUAUAACUUCCCCCUCCACCCGGUUAUCCACCUCUUUACGCUGGUUAUACUCCAAAUAUCAACUAUCCUCAACUCUAUCAACAACCCCAAUAUUACAAUUUUCCCGCUCAAAAUGUAG